This is a messenger RNA of Micropterus salmoides (largemouth bass), 3410 nucleotides long. RefSeq names its product coenzyme Q10B (gene coq10b). Gene Ontology annotation, cellular component: mitochondrion. Gene Ontology annotation, biological process: ubiquinone biosynthetic process; cellular respiration. The record is from RefSeq and is a predicted model, not a curated record. Gene Ontology annotation, molecular function: ubiquinone binding. Lineage: Eukaryota; Metazoa; Chordata; Actinopteri; Centrarchiformes; Centrarchidae.
AUACCUGUCAUCAUGUGGGAUCCUGAUGACUCGUGUACCUCCCCUGCUGAGCGCAGCCACGUCAGGGCGUGGCAUUGCGUUGCCUGCUCGCAGCUUCUUCAACCUUGCAGAUUCCCUCUCCAAGAGGAAGGAGUACUCAGAGAGACGCAUCAUUGGGUAUUCGAUGCAGGAGAUAUAUGAGGUUGUGGCCGGAGUGGAAAACUACCGGCUCUUUGUUCCCUGGUGUAAGAAAUCUGAUGUGGUGUUCAAGCGAGCCGGAUUCUGCAAGGCCAAACUUACCGUGGGCUUCCCACCUGUGGUGGAGAACUACACCUCUCUUAUAACUACAGUACGCCCCCACCUGGUCAAGGCAUCCUGUUCGGAGGCAAAACUAUUCAACCACUUGGAGACGGUUUGGCGUUUCAGCCCUGGCCUCCCGGGUUAUCCUCGCACCUGCACCGUAGAUUUCUCUAUCUCCUUCGAGUUUCGCUCCCUCCUCCACUCCCAGCUAGCGAACGUCUUCUUCGACGAGGUGGUGAAGCAGAUGGUUUCUGCAUUUGAGCGGCGCGCCUCCAAGAUGUACGGCGAAGAGACGGCGAUCCCUCGGGAGCUCAUGUUCCACGAGAUUCACCACACGUAGCGCGCACCCCCCCCCCCCCCCCCCCCGCUGCACAAACACAGAUACACAGACAAACACAAUGCCCGAUGCCAAUGCCAGAGAGAAAAAUGAGAGCGGAGUGUAGAGACAAAGUGGAGACUUCCUGUGUUCUAACUGAAAACUGCAGUGCCUUUCUCACAGCAGUGACCAAGUUUUAUUCCCAGCUAUUUCCUAACUCAUCUUUUAUAACUGAUGCGGAUCCACCACCUCAUUUUCACCUUGGUGCUGAACACAUGUGGACUUGUUUUCAUUUCAGUUUUACACACGUCAUCUCCAUUAUCAGAACUGAACAAUCUGUGCCUGGUUAUGAAACUGAGUUCACAGGUUACCAGUGUGUUUCCAUGGAGGUGAAAACAUGACCUAGCAGUCAGGAUUGCUCAGGCGAGUAUGUCAUCACAUCUGUAAACAUUAGCACCACUCAGUAGUUAUCUACACUGCUCUAACCAGUAUUUUUGCUGCUACUGGUAGCAACCUGUUAAUUGAAAAAGUUGCUGGAGGAAGAUGCCGUGCUAAUAAUAAUGUCUUCCUCUUUCCAUCGAGGACCAGUGGAACAGGAAAAAAAAUCGGUAUCACAAUAUAUUGUGAUGCACUAUCCAUCAGCUAUACCUGCUUAUCCUUUCAAAGGGUCGCGGGGGGGCUGAGCCCAGCUGACAUUGGGCGAGAGGCUAACCCUGGACAGGUGGCCAGACAAAUAUUGUGACACGCUCUUUUGCAAUAGGACAGUGAUGCCACGUCCUGAAUGCAGAGGUGUUUCCUUCCUAUUCUGUUCUCUGGUAUUUCAGCCAUUUUCUUUUUCAUGGUGAUGUGUUUAUAAUGCCACUGUCUGUGUUUAAACAGGGUCACGCUGGACUCUGGGACACUUCAAAUACAGAAUAUUUUUGAUUCCUGCUUUGUUAAAGUAGUCUUUAAGCUUAUACUCUAGUUUUCUUUUCAGAGACUCAGAUUUAGGAUGUAUAGUAGAUGAUUGUGUAUCACCUAUGUUGGGAUACAAAAAAACCCCAAUGCAAAUGAGACUAUUUGAAGUUGUCGGCGAGAAGGGAGUAUUUUAAAUCUGUGCAGAUUUAUUGUUAGGAAAACAAUUGUGAUUUCAGCAGUGAAGCUAUCUGGUCAGUGGGGACAAUGAGCUGUGCAGAGACUUUGUGUGUCAGCCAGGUAAUUUGCUUGUUCCAGGUGUACAGGUCCAACCGCAAUCUCAAGGAUCCUUUACCUUUACCACCAGGCGCAGGGCGACGUGCUUCCUCUGACCUGCAUCGGAUGCAAGUCGGUAGCUCAGUGGGAAAGGAUUACACUGUAUUCAGGGAGCGCUUGAAGUGAUAAACAAUACUUGUACUUGAUUUGGAGUCGGGUGUGUUUACAUCAAUACGCUCCUUUCUCAGCAAUGUGAAAGAUGUGCUGAGUGUCGGGAAGAGUUAUGAGUUGAAACACUCUCAUUUUAAUCUGAUUAACUAGUCUAAAACCUGGAGAUAUUUAAUUUACUGUCUGACAAAGGAAAACGGCACAUUUGACAAGCUUGAACCAGAGAAUGUUUGGCCAUUUUGCUUGAAAAAUGACUGAAAGCGAUUAUUAAAAUAGUUGCAGCUGUAGGAGAGUUGGGAAAUGGAUCCAUAGCUGAACAGAACUGUGAGACCACAUCGCCCACAGUUAUGUCAAGAGAGACCACAGCCAUUUUAUUUCUAACCCUGGGUCAUUCAAACCCUGGUUAUAGCAGUGCAGCAUGCUAAUGAGAAUAGCUUGUUUAUAAUGACACAUUUCUGAACCGUUGUGGUUCUUGGAAGCACAUUGGGAAUCAAGUUUACUGAUCAUGCUCGUCCCAAAGGGAGGCAGAGGUAAUUAUUUUUGUUAGCUACAGAUGAUGUGAUGAUAUAAGCGGCAAUACCGACUAAGACCAGGGUCCAGAUAGUAUUAGUUAACACCGUGAUGCCUUUCUGUGAUAUGUGAACUCGUGCUAUGAAACUCCACGAGUCAAAGCAAAAGGAACGCAAUGCAAGGUGACUAACACACAGUAACUCUGCCCUUUAAUAUUAGAAAGUAUGCUGUGGUGAGACCUCCACCGUCUCACCACAUACUGUACAUUAUAAGAAUAUAUGUAAGAAUAAAGGGCAGAGGCAGCUUAGGUUGUGAGUCACAGAGGAUGUGUACAAAUGACUGCAGAUAGAUGUACUAAAUGUACUGUAAGCUAUCAGGAAUGCUCACCUGUUUUUAAAGGUGCAGAGCUUUUUAUUUUGUUUUCUUUCUCCGUAGGGAACGCUGUCUUUUUCUUAAAGUCACAUAAAUUAAGCUCUCAUCCUUAUUAAGGGAGCAAUGCUGUGCGACGAGACUUGCUAAAUUGUAAGUGUGCAAUAUCAGCUGUUUUUAAAUACAGCUAUGAAUACCCACUGUCAAUAUAAGGGCCCAAACGGGGCAGGUCACACACCGUGACCUGUCCUGUCAGUCAGGAUGCUGUUUCAGUGAGGUAUCUGCUGCCCUGAAAACCUUCACGAUUCCAACUGUCCACCUACACCGCUCACAGAGUGCCUCCUGGCCUACUAGCAGAAUAUUUAUCUUUUAUUUUGUAAUUAUUAUUAUACUCAUUUUAUCAUAUUUAUUACUUAGUUUAAGUGUAAAUACUGGUUUUAAAGAUCCUGUAAUACACUGCUUUUAAAGACGAUGACUAAAGGGUUUGUGUGUUUUGUGAGAUGAGGAAAGUGUAAAUGAUGUUUGUGUUGAAUGACUUCAGAAAUGUAUGUACCAACUGCAUGAUUUAUAAACUUAUUUUUUCAACAAACAAAAGAAA